AUGAGCCAAACACUGAGAAAACAACGUCCCAUAAGACAACAUACAGAGCCAACAAGUACGGAGAAAACAACUGAAAAGACAACUCAUGAGCCAAUCACUGAGAAAACAACAGUUGAACCAACGACCAAGAAGACAGCAACUAAAAGGACGACACAUGAACCCACAACGAAGGGAUCAACAACUUUAAGGACAACUGCAGAACCAAUCACUCGUAAAACAUCUACUAAAAAGACUAGUACAGAGCCAACUACGGAGGAAACAACUGAAAAGACAACUCAUGAGCCAACCACUGAGAAAACAACGACCCAUAAGACAACAGUUGAACCUACGACCAAGAAGACAACAACUAAAAGGACGACACAUGAACCCACAACUAAGGGAUCAACCACUUUAAGGACUACUGCAGAACCAAUCACUAGUAAAACAUCUACUACAAAGACAAGUACAGAGCCAACAAGUACGGAGAAAACAACUGAAAAGACAACUCAUGAGCCAACCACUGAGAAAACAACGACCCAUAAGACAACAGUUGAACCAACGACCAAGAAGACAACAACUAAAAGGACGACACAUGAACCCACCACUAAGGGAUCAACCACUUUAAGGACUACUGCAGAGCCAACCACUCGUAAAAUAUCUACUACAAAGACUAGUACAGAGCCAACAACUACAGAGGAAACAACUGAACAGACAACUCAUGAGCCAAACACUGAGAAAACAACGUCCCAUAAGACAACAGUUGAACCUACGACCAAGAAGACAACAACUAAAAGGACGACACAUGAACCCACAACUAAGGGAUCAACCACUUUAAGGACUACUGCAGAACCAAUCACUAGUAAAACAUCUACUACGAAGACUAGUACAGAGCCAACAAGUACGGAGAAAACAACUGAAAAGACAACUCAUGAGCCAACCACUGAGAAAACAACGACCCAUAAGACAACAGUUGAACCUACGACCAAGAAGACAACAACUAAAAGGACGACACAUGAACCCACAACUAAGGGAUCAACCACUUUAAGGACUACUGCAGAACCAAUCACUAGUAAAACAUCUACUACGAAGACUAGUACAGAGCCAACAAGUACGGAGAAAACAACUGAAAAGACAACUCAUGAGCCAACCACUGAGAAAACAACGACCCAUAAGACAACAGUUGAACCUACGACCAAGAAGACAACAACUAAAAGGACGACACAUGAACCCACAACUAAGGGACCAACCACUUUAAGGACUACUGCAGAACCAAUCACUCGUAAAACAUCUACUACAAAGACUAGUACAGAGCCAACAAGUACGGAGAAAACAACUGAAAAGACAACUCAUGAGCCAACCACUGAGAAAACAACAGUUGAACCAACGACCAAGAAGACAGCCACUAAAAGGACGACACAUGAAACCACAACGAAGGGAUCAACAACUUUAAGGACUACUGCAGAACCAAUCACUCGUAAAACAUCUACUACAAAGACUAGUACAGAGCCAACAAGUACGGAGAAAACAACUGAAAAGACAACUCAUGAGCCAAUCACUGAGAAAACAACAGUUGAACCAACGACCAAGAAGACAGCAACUAAAAGGACGACACAUGAACCCACAACGAAGGGAUCAACAACUUUAAGGACUACUGCAGAACCAAUCACUAGUAAAACAUCUACUACAAAGACAAGUACAGAGCCAACAAGAACGGAGAAAACAACUGAAAAGACAACUUAUGAGCCAACCACUGAGAAAACAACGACCCAUAAGACAACAGUUGAACCAACGACCAAGAAGACAACAACUAAAAGGACGACACAUGAACCCACAACUAAGGGAUCAACCACUUUAAGGACUACUGCAGAGCCAACCACUCGUAAAACAUCUACUACAAAGACUAGUACAGAGCCAACAACUACAGAGGAAACAACUGAACAGACAACUCAUGAGCCAAACACUGAGAAAACAACGUCCCAUAAGACAACAGUUGAACCUACGACCAAGAAGACAACAACUAAAAGGACGACACACGAACCCACAACUAAGGGACCAACCACUUUAAGGACUACUGCAGAACCAAUCACUCGUAAAACAUCUACUACAAAGACUAGUACAGAGCCAACAAGUACGGAGAAAACAACUGAAAAGACAACUCAUGAGCCAAUCACUGAGAAAACAACAGUUGAACCAACGACCAAGAAGACAGCAACUAAAAGGACGACACAUGAACCCACAACGAAGGGAUCAACAACUUUAAGGACAACUGCAGAACCAAUCACUCGUAAAACAUCUACUAAAAAGACUAGUACAGAGCCAACUACGGAGGAAACAACUGAAAAGACAACUCAUGAGCCAACCACUGAGAAAACAACGACCCAUAAGACAACAGUUGAACCUACGACCAAGAAGACAACAACUAAAAGGACGACACAUGAACCCACAACUAAGGGAUCAACCACUUUAAGGACUACUGCAGAACCAAUCACUAGUAAAACAUCUACUACAAUGACAAGUACAGAGCCAACAAGUACGGAGAAAACAACUGAAAAGACAACUCAUGAGCCAACCACUGAGAAAACAACGACCCAUAAGACAACAGUUGAACCAACGACCAAGAAGACAACAACUAAAAGGACGACACAUGAACCCACCACUAAGGGAUCAACCACUUUAAGGACUACUGCAGAGCCAACCACUCGUAAAACAUCUACUACAAAGACUAGUACAGAGCCAACAACUACAGAGGAAACAACUGAACAGACAACUCAUGAGCCAAACACUGAGAAAACAACGUCCCAUAAGACAACAGUUGAACCUACGACCAAGAAGACAACAACUAAAAGGACGACACAUGAACCCACAACUAAGGGACCAACCACUUUAAGGACUACUGCAGAACCAAUCACUAGUAAAACAUCUACUACAAAGACUAGUACAGAGCCAACUACGGAGGAAACAACUGAAAAGACAACUCAUGAGCCAACCACUGAGAAAACAACGACCCAUAAUGUAGUAGGCUGCUCCUUCUACCCUCUUCCGUUACUCUUAGUCAUACAUACCUAAUUAUACAUAGCCAAUCUAGUCAUAAGCUUAUACACUCAUACACCCAUCCUUAACAUACGAAUAUUAUCGAGAAACUUAUCGACUAAUCGACUCGCCACUCUGCAGAGAGCACGGCAGUCAGUCGCUGUUGAACCAAGCUAAAGGACAGAUCAAAAUAAAAGAGUCACGUGAAAUUGUAUUAGAAUAUUAACUUCUGUAAACGGCGGCUAAAAUCUCAGAAGUGGGAUUAAUAAUCCAAAAUGGACGAUAAAAUCAUCCUGAACGACUUUUCGCUGACAACCCUAAAAGAUUGGCUACGUAUUCUGGGCCAAAAUACGGAGGGCACAAAAACCGAAUUAAUCGCGAGGCUGCAAGACAUCCCAACGGCAGUUCGGGGCGAUUGUCCACCGGAGCACCCCCAGAAAAACGCUCCACCAGGAAACGACAUUUUUUCUUCACUGGAUUUUCAGAAUUGUGAAAUUAACACCGAUCACGUAAGUGUGAAUGCAAUGAACAGAAAAGAAUCAACCGAAACUGGCAGUGAGAGGGAGACAAACAUGUUCGAGCUACAGCAACUACGCGCAGAGCUAGCAGAAGCGAAGGCAAUGCUUAACGGAACACGAUCGAGCUCGCAGUUCCAAGAACAACAACAACCAGAGCAAAGCAAGGCUACAGUUAGUUCCGUUAUCCAGACGGCGCAGUUUACGCAGGCUGGCGCCACAAAAGAGAACACAACAUUUCACUCGCCGCAGCGAUCCAACGAGAGAGCGGAGAGCCAGCGUUUUCCAGUUGAUGCUCUCGCUCUCGCCAAAGAGACGAUAACCGAUUACGAUGGGAAAACUUGCGCGCGUGCCUGGAUAACAGUGGUCAAAAAUAUCGCACGCACUUUCAACAUCGAUGACAACCAUUUACGCAUCUUACUCAUCACUAAACUUAAAGGAAACGCGCAAGUCUGGUUACAUGCGCACCCUGCUCGAUUGAUCGAACCAAUUGACAAUUUGCUUGAUCAACUGUCAUUGACUUUUGGCGAGCAAUCAUCCAAGGCUGAGAUCCGGCGAAAAUUCGAGAGUCGCAAGUGGAAAACCGAGGAGAAUUUCUGCAGUUAUUACGACGAGAAGAUGGCUCUCUCAAACGGGAUAAACAUCGACGACGACGAACUACUGGACCAGAUGAUAGAGGGCAUACCGCUGCAAAAUUUCCGUACCCAAGCACGGAUUCAAUGCUUCUCUACUCCGUCGGAGAUGCUACGCGCAUUUUCGAACAUCCGUUUGCCAGCUCGGAGGGAGCCACCUGUACAGCCAACCGACUACAAAGAUGCCAUACGAUGCGCAAACUGUAAUUCAAGAGGACACAAAGCUGACAUCUGCAAGAAGCCCAAACGUGAACCAGGUUCGUGCUACUCCUGUGGACAACUUGGACACCUGGUGGCACAAUGUCCCACAAGGAAGAGCGUUUCAACUAAUAAUUAUAAUGCCUCAUAGACUCUGGCAGUCCUAUAUCUAUCAUUAAAAAGUCACUUAUUAACGAGACAAUGAAGUUAGCCCUAGUUAAUACUUGCUAUUUUGGUUUAAACAACUGUAUUCUCAAAACACAUGGACAAACCACAUGUUAUGUAUUGAAAGGAUCAAUAAAAAUAUAUUUUCGUUUAA
Drosophila santomea is the source of this 4673-nucleotide messenger RNA. Its product is annotated as mucin-3A-like. The coding region runs from base 1 to 3045 and encodes 1014 amino acids. The transcript has 3 exons. The record is from RefSeq and is a predicted model, not a curated record. NCBI's taxonomy places the organism in Eukaryota, Metazoa, Arthropoda, Insecta, Diptera, Drosophilidae.